AUGGCAUCAAUGAGAAAGAACAUCCUGAGCGUCGCCACAAAAGCCAAACCGGUAACAACAUUCACCACUGGUCGGACCUUUGCAUCGACAGCAACCAGACUCAACACCAUUCCAUUCGAAGUCGUAGGAGAAGGCUCAGGAGUAGCCCAGAAAGUCCAAGUCGCAAGCAGCAGCCACGUCAUCAACACGGACGCCUACCCAGCUUUCGGCGGCAAGGAUUCGUAUCCAUCACCACUGCACUUCAAUCUGGCAGCACUAUCUUCUUGUACCCAGGUGACUGGAUCUAUCGUGGCCAGGGAUCUAGGAAUCAACAUCAGCAAAUGGAACGUCUCGGUCAAGGGAGACCUCAAUCCUUCGGUAUUGGUCGAAGGUGUGGAGGGCAAUGCCAACUGGUCGGCUAUCACGUUGACUGCACAGAUUGAAAGUGAUGCGGAUGAUGCCAAAUUUGCGGAAUUUGGGAGAGAGACGGAGCGGAGAUGUCCUGUGACUCAGCUUUUCAAACGAAGUGGCGUGGAGUGGAAAAGUAGUUGGAAGAAUUCGACGGCGUGA
Molecule: messenger RNA, 549 nt
Organism: Lecanosticta acicola
Lineage: Eukaryota; Fungi; Ascomycota; Dothideomycetes; Mycosphaerellales; Mycosphaerellaceae
Source: the annotation of a GenBank genome assembly